Molecule: messenger RNA, 2974 nt
Organism: Siniperca chuatsi (mandarin fish)
Lineage: Eukaryota; Metazoa; Chordata; Actinopteri; Centrarchiformes; Sinipercidae
Product: probable polypeptide N-acetylgalactosaminyltransferase 8
Exons: 12
Coding region: 129-1994 (621 amino acids)
Cellular component (GO): Golgi apparatus
Source: RefSeq, a predicted model, not a curated record
UAUAGAUAAUGGUAUACACCUUGCAUCCCAGGUGUAAUGCAACGAACACACAGCACAGUGAAAACCAGGAAUGAAAACUACACUCCCAGCUAAUCUGCUGUGAGCUUUGGGAUAUCAAAUAAACAUCUAUGGGGCUAAACAAAGCACAUAACAUGCAUAGAAGCACCAGGAUGAGAUUUGGCUGGAUUAAAGGAUCACUUCUGGUCUUUGCUGUGGCCGUGGCUCUGUUAUACCUCGGCUCUAUAAAAAGGGAGGUUCAUACUCAUUCGGAGAGACUCCAGAGGACCCACCAGAAUGACUCCAUCAGGAGUCAAGGAAUGCUUAAGAGGAUGGACAAGAUGGAAACAGACAUCAACAGGCUGCUCAAUCUGAUGAAUAAACUUGAAAAGAAGGAACCGGUGCCACAGAAGAACCCAGAGGUGAAGAAGGAGAGGAAGGUGGUGAGGAAGCUGUACCCGAACUCGGCUCUGUUCAGCAAGUGGGGCGAUGAGCUUUCAGAGGAGGAGCAGAAGGAGGCCGAAAAGUUGUUUCAGAGAUACGGCUACAAUGCCUUCCUCAGUGACAGGCUGCCCCUCAACAGAGAGAUCCCUGACACCAGGCCCUCCAGGUGUGCUGAGAAAAAGUACCCAGAGGAUCUGCCUAGCAUGAGCGUUGUAUUAAUCUACCUGGAUGAAGCUCUUUCUGUCAUCAAAAGGGCCAUCCGCAGCAUCAUAGACAAGACGCCAGCUCGGCUGCUGAAAGAAAUCAUACUGGUGGACGAUCACAGCAGUAAUGAGGAUUUAAUGGAGAAACUGGAUGAAUAUGUCUACUCCAUCCACGAGGAGUGUCCAGGCCUGGUGAAGAAAGUCAGGCACUCUGAGCAGCUCGGUCUCACCCAGGCCAGACUGUCCGGAUGGAAGGCUGCUGUAGGGGACGUGGUGGCCAUCUUGGACGCUCACAUAGAAGUCCAUGUGCAGUGGGCAGAACCACUGUUAGCUCGCAUUAAAGAGGACCGCACCGUGAUACUGACACCAGUGUUUGACAAAGUCAAUUUUGAUGACUUGACCCUGAAUCCCUACAUGCCUGCGGCGGAUGCCUUCGACUGGGCUCUGUGGUGCAUGUAUGAGUCCUUCAGACCCGAGUGGUACGCUUUAAAGGACAACUCACAUCCUGGCAAGAGCCCCUCCAUCAUGGGGAUUCUUGUCGCUGAUCGCAAGUUCUUUGGAGAGAUUGGAAGUCUUGAUGGUGGAAUGAAAAUAUAUGGUGGUGAAAAUGUGGAGCUCGGCAUCCGGGUGUGGCUAUGUGGAGGAAGCAUAGAAGUUAUACCUUGCUCUAAAAUUGCCCACAUUGAACGGGCCAUCAAGCCUUACCUCCCAGACUUGAGUAUAAUGGUAAAGCGUAAUGCACUGAGGGUGGCGGAGGUGUGGCUGGAUGAAUAUAAAUACAAUGUCAACAUUGCCUGGAACCUUCCUCUAGAGAAUCAUGGGAUAGACAUUGGGGAUGUGUCUGAGAGGAAAAAGCUGAGAGAGAGGCUGAAAUGCAAGCCCUUUAAGUGGUAUCUGGAUAAUGUUUACCCCAUGCUGGACCCUCUGCAUGACCUGCUAAGUUAUGGAGCGCUGAUGAAUAACCUGAAGCCAGAUCUCUGUAUUGACCAAGGCCCAGUGCCUGGGAACACACCCAUUGCAUAUGCAUGCCACUACUUCUCACCACAGCACUGUUAUUAUCGCUCCGAUGGACAACUCUACAUCGGCGGAAUCAAAUCUCACAAGUACAACAGCAACCGCUGUCUGGUGGACCCCGGCACUGGAGUCUACCCGGGACUGUACGAGUGCAAAAUGGCCCAGCAGAAGAAGUUUCACAUGCUGUGGGAUUUUAAACAGAAAGGGCCUAUCCAGAACAGAGAAACAAAGAGAUGUCUGGAAGUUGCAAUGGGUGAAGAUGGCUAUUACAAACUUGUUGUACAGCAGUGCAGUGGUCAGAGCUGGAAGAUACAAAAUCUCAUCAAAGACCACUGAAAGACUCGUGGGCAGGGCCCGGAAGACGAGAUAAUGAAUGGGCCAUUAUUGCACAAAAACUGAGUGUCAUCUCAGAGAAAGAUCUAGAAUAAAUGCUUGUCUUCAUGGUGAGUUUCCAUUUUGCACUGGACAACAUGUCAGACUGGGCACAAUCAAAGUUGUGAACUGGAUCACAGAGGAAGUGAUUUUUUUUUUUCUUCUGGUUUUUGCAUCAUACAUUUUUGUGUAUGUUAUAAAAAAAGUAACUUUGACAUGUCCUGUUAGUAUUUGUGUGAAAUUCCUUUUUAUGAUGACAAAACUGGCUGUGGACGACUUUGAAUACUCCCCAGAGAACACUGAAUGACUUAUGAAUCGCUUUUCUCAUCAACAGACUAGUUUAUUAUAAAGUUCCUUUGUAGUUUUUCCAGGAAAAGAAAUAUAGUUCAGAAACUUGUAUGAGAGUUUUAACAUAUACCUAGAGUUAUCUAUCUUCCUAUAUCAAAUCUCAGGGUAUGUUAAACUCUUUUCAGCCUAUCCUUUUACAAAGAUACAGUAGUUCCAAUGAAACACCUUACAUUGAAUUUGAAUUCUUUACAUAAAGGCUGCUAAUGACCUAUAUACUGUAGAUGCUUGCUUUAGUUCAGCACUAUUACAAAAAUCAUUCAGGAUCCGUUGUGGUUUAGCUGUCAUGAAUGAUCCAAGAUGAAGGCGUCCCAUUUUUUUUGCCACCUGACGUGACCCAUGUCCUUCAGAUGAGCUGGCAGGGAGCUGUACCUGCAGGCAGAAGAAACUUUUAAUGAGAAUUAACUCAUUGAAAUGCGAUAUGAUUUCUAAAAACUUGAAAUGUUAUUGGAAAGUUUAAUUGCAGGCUUUUUAGCAUGGACUUGUUUGGCUAAAAAUAUCCAAGUUUUACAUCAUAAACUAGAAAUGACAUGCUCAUGCAUGGGUGGCAAAUAUGCUGUUUUGUUUUCAUUGUUAAAAUAAAAACAUGUUAAAAUUAA